This is a messenger RNA of Medioppia subpectinata, 657 nucleotides long. The record is from the annotation of a GenBank genome assembly. NCBI's taxonomy places the organism in Eukaryota, Metazoa, Arthropoda, Arachnida, Sarcoptiformes, Oppiidae.
CGCAUAUAACACAUCCCAUAAACCGAUGCCCACAUCACAUGUUUAUUGUUAUGUUUACAACGAUUACAACAGGACUCAAGCGAGUAGUGUAUCGCCGAGUCGUGGGUACGGCUCGAACGCAUCGACCCCUCACAGCAGUAGUGGCGGCAGUUCUUACGGCGGGAACGGAACCACAGCCACUAUGAAUGGCGGGUACGGCAGUCCACCAACCAAUAUGUCGACACCAGUCCCCGGCUCUCCCGGACUAUUCAAUGGUAUGGGUAGUAUAGUGUCCGCCUCUCCAUUCGCAGCGAUGAAUCCGUUUGCAUUGCCGACGUGUAACGGCCAGUCGUACGGCUCAUCAAUUGUUUCAUCGACCAAAUGAUGAUCAAAACUGAGUGAUCAACUCUUUUAUUAAAAUCAUUUACAUAUUAAGAGACAAAAAAUAAAUAAACCGUUGUUUUUAUUGGACGCACAUAUUAUAUAUUGAAUAUUAUAUUAUAUUCUAUAUUAUAGUGUAUAUGAUAUGAGAAAUUGUAAUUCAUUUUAAUUUAGAGCAAACUUUACAACGAAUUAUAUUAAACGAGAGAAAGGAGAAAGAGUUUGCGAUUAUUAACAAAUUUUAAUAACAAUUAUAACUUUCAUCAAAAAAUCAUUCAUUUUUAAGGAAACAAACAA